AUGUCUUCAGACGGAGACGCGUCUUCAGACAGAGACGCGUCUUUAGACCAAGACGCGUCUUCAGACGGAGACGCGUCUUCAGACGGAGACGCGUCUUCAGACAGAGACGCGUCUUCAGACAGAGACACGUCUUCAGACCGAGACACGUCUUCAGACGGAGACGCGGCUUCAGACAGAGACACGUCUUCAGACAGAGACACGUCUUCAGACGGAGACGCGUCUUCAGACAGAGACACGUCUUCAGACGGAGACACGUCUUCAGACUCUUCAGACCGAGACACGUCUUCAGACAGAGACACGUCUUCAGACGGAGACGCGUCUUGGUCUAAAGACGCGUCUUCAGACGGAGACGCGUCUUCAGACGGAGACGCGUCUUCAGACAGAGACACGUCUUCAGACAGAGACACGUCUUCAGACGGAGACGCACGCGUCUUCAGACGGAGACGCGUCUUCAGACGGAGACGCGUCUUCAGACAGAGACACGUCUUCAGACAGAGACACGUCUUCAUACGGAGACGCGUCUUCAGACCGAGACACGUCUUCAGACGGAGACACGUCUUCAGACUCUUCAGACCGAGACACGUCUUCAGACGAGACGCGUCUUCAGACCGAGACACGUCUUCAGACGGAGACACGUCUUCAGACCAAGACACGUCUUCAGACCGAGACACGUCUUCAGACCGAGACACGUCUUCAGACGGAGACACGUCUUCAGACGGAGACACGUCUUCAGACGGAGACACGUAUUCAGCCGGAGACACGUAUUCAGACCGAGACACGUCUUCAGACGGAGACACGUCUUCAGACCAAGACACGUCUUCAGACUCUUCAGACCGAGACACGUCUUCAUACGGAGACGCGUCUUCAGACCGAGACACGUCUUCAGACGGAGACACGUCUUCAGACAGAGACGCGUCUUCAGACAGAGACGCGUCUUCAGACCGAGACACGUCUUCAGACGGAGACACGUCUUCAGACGGAGACACGUCUUCAGACCGAGACGCGUCUUCAUACGGAGACGCGUCUUCAGACCGAGACACGUCUUCAGACUCUUCAGACGGAGACACGUCUUCAGACGGAGACACGUCUUCAUACGGAGACACGUCUUCAUACGGAGACACGUCUUCAUACGGAGACACGUCUUCAUACGGAGACACGUCUUCAUACGGAGACACGUCUUCAGAC
Messenger RNA from Austrofundulus limnaeus, 1185 nucleotides. RefSeq names its product clumping factor A-like. The transcript is spliced from 2 exons. Lineage: Eukaryota; Metazoa; Chordata; Actinopteri; Cyprinodontiformes; Rivulidae. The annotation marks the transcript as partial. The record is from RefSeq and is a predicted model, not a curated record.